GGACCACGUAUACGACCACGUACGUACGCGUUCUUAUCGUCAGCCUUCAGUUGACAGUUGAUAAAAGUGUCGUAACCUCUCGUACGAUUCUUCCCUCGAGAUUAUCGUCGUAAUUUCAGUGUCAGAAUUAACCAUUUUCGAUCAUGUCGCUGGACGAAAGAUUCAAUCAUGCUGCCGCAGAGGUAAAAGAAUUGGCUGCGCAGCCAGAAGACGAACAUCUACUUGAACUCUACGCAUUGUACAAGCAAUCCACCGUAGGUGAUUGCAAUACAGAGCGGCCAGGUAUAUUGGACUUUAAAGGGAAAGCAAAGUGGGAUGCUUGGAAUGGUAAAAAAAGCCUGGAACAAGAAACGGCGAAAGAGCAAUAUAUUGCUAAAGUGGAGGAAUUAAUCGCCUCGAUUGGAAAAAAGUAGCCGAUUCAUUAUCACGCAUAUAUGUGCGCAUAAAUAUUCGCGUGUAAUCUUACUGAAAUGUCUACGAAACUUUUCAUUUGUAAUAGAGUAGCAGGAAGCAUUAUACACGCACAUACGAAUAAUUGCAUAUAGUAUGAUAUCAAUUUUGUAUUGUUCAGCAACUACACGCACUUGUAUAGGGUGCACAUUUUUGUUCCGUUCAUUUAUAAAUCUUGUAUCUACUUUAUUACAGUCAGCAUAAAAUUACUUCUGGCAUAUA
Camponotus floridanus (Florida carpenter ant) is the source of this 672-nucleotide messenger RNA. It is a transcript of the gene Acbp1, whose product is annotated as acyl-CoA-binding protein. Bases 144 to 413 code for a protein of 89 amino acids. Gene Ontology annotation, biological process: fatty acid metabolic process. The transcript is spliced from 3 exons. NCBI's taxonomy places the organism in Eukaryota, Metazoa, Arthropoda, Insecta, Hymenoptera, Formicidae. The record is from RefSeq and is a predicted model, not a curated record. Gene Ontology annotation, molecular function: fatty-acyl-CoA binding.